Molecule: messenger RNA, 774 nt
Organism: Phascolarctos cinereus (koala)
Lineage: Eukaryota; Metazoa; Chordata; Mammalia; Diprotodontia; Phascolarctidae
Gene: SPCS1
Product: signal peptidase complex subunit 1
Biological process (GO): protein targeting to ER
Cellular component (GO): signal peptidase complex; membrane
Source: RefSeq, a predicted model, not a curated record
CUGCAGCACCCCGCUUGGAGUUGGCACUGACGGCGACUCCUCCCCGAGGACGCAAUGUCUCCCUCAGGCAAACCCAGCAGCCGCAGUCGCGCCUGGUCCAAGCCAGCCCCGAAGGCACACGUGGCUUAGCGACGGGGCGGGGCAGACCGAGCGGGCCGGCCUGCGUGGCGCGGACAUCCGGUUCCGGGAUCCGGAUCUCUGCGCACCCGGGGCGAGCCGCUCGGCCCUGUCCCCAAAAUCCGCUGCCUCCGGUCCUGCCAGGCCUCUCGUCCGGCAUCAACCCCGGCCGCUCCCAGUCCAGAUCCCCGAAGCGCUCCUCCACGGGGUCCCUGCAGCGCCGCCUGCCCCCGAAAGCAGUCAUGUUGGACGGACUGAGCUCCCUGCCCACGCAGAUGGAUUAUAAGGGUCAGAAGUUAGCUGAACAGAUGUUUCAGGGAAUUAUUCUUUUUUCUGCAGUAAUUGGAUUUAUCUAUGGAUACGUGGCUGAACAGUUUGGAUGGACAGUCUAUAUUGUUAUGGCUGGAUUUGCUUUUUCAUGCUUGCUGACACUUCCUCCGUGGCCCAUAUAUCGCCGACAUCCCCUCAAAUGGCUCCCUGUUCAAGACUCAGGCUCAGAAGACAAGAAACCAGGAGAGAAAAAAAUAAAAAGGCAUCCCAAAAAUAACUGAAACACGUCACAUACUUCAACCUUACAACACUCAUUCUGUUCUUUGUGAAAUCUUAAUUUGUCAUAUCCAAACCGCAAAAUAAAACUACCUACAUUAUUAUUGCAGA